Cuscuta campestris is the source of this 1652-nucleotide messenger RNA. NCBI's taxonomy places the organism in Eukaryota, Viridiplantae, Streptophyta, Magnoliopsida, Solanales, Convolvulaceae. The record is from the annotation of a GenBank genome assembly.
AGCAUUAUUUUCUAUUAACGAAUACCACCUUAAAAAUUAGUUAAUUUGAGAGACUAAUUUGAGAAAGCAUGGAGUAAUUAAUAAAAAAAAAAUUAUGGACGAAACCUCAAGGGUCCGGGCAAAAAAAGAAAUGCUCCGUAACAAACAUCUAACAAAUGGCGCUUCAAUUCUGAUACUUCCCAUUUCCCGCUCUUCAGCUACUGACUAAAGGCUUUCCACUGAAACCAAUCCACCAAAUAAUCAAACACGAAACGAAAAAGUGGAAUCGAAAUCGUAAAAUUGAGAAAUGAAAUUCAAAAGGCAUCUGUUUCUGGUGUCUCUGAUCGUCGUUCUGAUCAUCUGCUUGAAGAAUCAGAACGCCGAAACCAACUGGAAUCCUUCUUCUCAUCCUUCGAGUUUCCAGACAUUGGAGUCGUCGUCGUCGUCUCAAUUGGAUGAACAGUCGUUCCCGACUUCUCCGUUCACGUUUAGGGACAGCAAGAUUGAAGCUCCUACGCAUUUCGAGAGCCUCAGAUACGAUUACUACCGCGAAACAUGCCCUCAGGCGGAGCAGAUUGUUCGAUCUACAGUGAGGAACCUCUACAACACGCGUCCUAGCAUUGCUCCCCAGCUUUUGCGCCUCGUUUUUCAUGACUGCUUUGUUCAGGGGUGUGAUGCCUCAGUUCUACUAGACCCGGCUAAUGGAAUCGAGAGUGAGAAAGCGGCAAUUCCCAAUUUGCUCUUAAAGGGUGAUGAUGUUAUUGAUAUAAUCAAAUCCGAGCUUGAAGAAGUCUGCCCAUUAGUUGUUUCUUGUGCGGAUAUUAUUGUUCUGGCUGCAAGAGAGAGUGUUAUUCUGGUUGGUGGUCCAUUCUACCCAUUGACUACUGGAAGAAAGGACAGUACCGUUGCUUACCUUCAAAUUGCCAAUCAACUUCCAGCACCCACAGAUGACAUUCCCAAGAUACUUAGCAAGUUCUCGUCAAAAGGUUUCAAAGAAUGGGAGGUGGUCAGUCUCUUAGGGAGCCACAGCACAGGCGUGAUUCAUUGUCAUUUCUUCAGUGACCGCCUUGGGGGAACUAAGGAGCCUGACCCUUCUCUCGACUCGGAAUUUCUCAACCAGUUAAGGUCAAAAUGCAAUGCCAGCCAAACGGCACCUUCACCGUCACAUGAGGAUCCAGCAAUAACGAUGGAUUACAAGGGACCCAGAAAUGGUUUUGGCACCAUAUACUACCAAAGCCUCCUGCAAGGGAAGGGGAUACUGUUUUCGGAUCAGCAACUGACCGAAGCAGAAGAAACUGCAGAAUGGGUGGAAGCAUAUGCUUCGGAUACUAAAUUGUUCCGCCUGAAGUUUUGCCGUUCAAUGAUGAAGCUCUCCACUAUUGGAGUCUUGAAUGCAACUCAGGGGAUGGUUCGCCUGAAUUGCAGAAGGGUUGCCUGAAAGAUGUUGAUGAUGAGAAGUUUGGUUCUUCUUCCUAUAGUUGUGCAUUGAUUGAACGCUUCCUACUUGUUGAUAAUAUUACAUUUCCAAAAAAAUCUCAUUUCUCACCAUUCUCUAUGAUCAUUUCUUGAUCUCCAUGAAUGUGAUGAACUACAUUCAAGACCCUACUCUCGUGGAAUCGAACUGCAUUUACAAUACCAGCAAAAAUCUAAUCUAAUAAAAUUGAAUGUAUAUU